UGACUUUCGUGAAGGCCAACGACGGCGACAACUUGUCAGCGUAGUGUGAUGGACGUUAAGUUGGACAGAGACCAUCCGGAUUCUGAGGAGCAGCGUGCAGCAAAGGUCACUUAGUUUAGGGCGCCGAAUGCAGAGGUCACCCAGAUUGGCACUCGUAUAAGACGGAUCUACUUCAAUUUACAUCACCACAGUCAAGCGAAGGUAGGUCCACCUCGAUUUCCGCAGGAAAACAAAGAAGAGAAGACGUCAGUUCUCGUCAAUCGAGUGCUGGUCUUUGCUGCCUCCUGCGUGCGUCUGAGUUUCGAAAGUCUUUUCGUUGCGCUUUCUGGAAAUUCCUUCUUCCACGGAGAUUGCAGGGGAACUAUGACAAGUGGAAAAAACACACCUCUUUUCGUCCGCGUUCUUCGCCUUUUUUUGCCACUCUCCCACAAAAGACAAGACGCCAGAAGUGCCAGGUGACUGCGAGGCAGGCGAAGCAGUGAGGAAAAAAGGACGAGGAGCGGCAGAAUCGAGGAGGCCGAGAGACCGCGACAAAAACGGAGACACGACAUACGCAGAAGAGGCAGGACAGGGAACAGAACUCCUGGACGAUAAACCGGGGCAGAGGCAAGGCAGGACAAAGCAGACCGAGAGGGAAAACAUGCUCGAGAUGUCAACAAGCGUGCAACGGCGACUGGAGAGCAACUGAAGGUAGAGUCCCUGUUACACACAGUGUCAACUGCGAUACGGCAUCCUCGAGUCGAAUUCUCGUUUUAUUUUGCCAGGCAUUAACAACGGGAAAAACAGGCAGAGAAAAUACGCCGCGAGGACGCACGAGGAAGACCAGCGGGCAGCGAGACUUCUCCUCGGCGAGUUGAAGAAAGGGAGGAGAUUUGGGCGCAGACCAAUCUGCACUUGUUUCUCAUCACAACCUCCCGAAGUUGUGCCGGCACUCUCGGGCCCCUCACGCUCGCGAGACGCUUUUGCUCGUUUCUCCCCUCUUCAAAUUGCACCCUUUUCCACUCUGCACCAUUGACUUUUCGCUUGAACGCGUGCGGAACGCAAGCAGAAAAAGAAAACAACGUGGGCGUCCAGAUUGUGGUCUGCCAUUUCCAGUCUAGCAGUGGCGACCCCGUGAGUCUCGUGCAAGGAGUCUCCCCCCGCCAGGACGGUGCAGAGAGAGAGCUGCUUCGGAUUCAGGAAGUGUGUACGCUUUUCAUUGGCUGCAAUUUUCUUUCUUUGAACAAGUAAAAACGUUUGUGGUCCACUUCACUGGAGAAGAGAGCGCGCCGACCUUUAGGACCUUCUCGUCGACUGCUUGUCCGUGACAUGCGCUCGGUUGCACGACUUCUCUGGGCCUCGAGGCAGCAGCUCGCCAUCUCCGGGUCUGCAAGAACAGACAAGAACACAGAGAAAUUUCCGCCGGUGCACGUUCUGUCUUCAAUUCCCCUUUUUUCUUUCAUUCCACUUUUCCCGGUGUCUCUGCUCCUUUCCAUCCACUGGAUGUCCUGCUCUCGACUUCGCCCGCCACCAGUGUGCGACUGCAGAGUGGCAGAUGUCUCAACCUUCUUUCAGAGACUUUGAAGCCUUGUUGCAUUUUUGGGCGCUGGAGUUCAACGGAACAAAGUGAGAGCCUUGAAAUCCGUUUCAAGUCAUCGCCUCUAGUGGACUGAAGCGGCGGUUUCUUUCAAGCUCGAAAGGGCAGUUGGAGUCUCUCCCGAGCGCCCUACUCGCCUCCUGUGUCCCCUCGCCGCACUAGCCGCGGUGCCACUACGUCCAGGGCGCUGCGCCUGUCCCCCGUGUGUGUGCUUCCGCGGUCGCGGUUGGGACCCGUGAGGCUCCAAAAGGUACUAGGGAAACUCCCCGCUUUUUAGCGUCUUUCUCGCCACAGCUGUCUCCUGCGCUGCUCGCUGCUGGCGCCCGAUCCAUCGCUGAGUUUUCAGCCGCGCUCGAAAGAAACCGAGCAGUGUUUUGUUCCGCCUUCCUCUCCGCGGAGCCUCUUGUCGAGUUCAGGCUUCGGGUGCGCCUUCACUGGAAGGAGAACAAGAAGACUGACGAACCACGAAGGAAGAAAAGAGAGAGAGCGAGCCCAGAGGCAGGAGCACGAAGGAAGAGAGAGGUGAAGGAGAAGGAGCAGAGCUUGCGGAGGUGAACUGGAAGAGCAGAGAGACUGGAAGACAAACCAGACGAGCGCUCGCGAUAGAAAGCUUGGUGGUCUCACGAAAGCGAGAGUCGGAAAUCGAGAUCGCGAGACAGAGGGAGAGAAAGAAAAAUCGCCGCAGAGAGAGGCAUCUACUUUCUUGCGUUCUUCUUACUGCUGUACUUCCGAAAAGUCUUUCUCGUCUUUCCCCGUCGUUUCAUUCCUCACCUUCGGGGGUGCCUGCGCUCUUCAUAGGAGCAAGUUGAACAGAGGCUGUCCUCGGCCCGACGCACCCUGUCCACUGGGAAUCAAGAUGGCAAAUGCGCUGGAGCCGACGGGAGGAAUUUCACCUGUAAACGCGCACAAAGCCGAAGAGUGCGUAGUGCAGAAAGAGUUUUCAUCUCUCCCUCGGAAGACUGGGGAGACUGACAAUUCAGCGGCCGAACCACCAUUGGCAACAACACUCGGCUGCGCUCUUCAGAGGUCUUCGACUUCUCCCCACUGUGGGCUUUCUGCUUCUUCUCCUUCCCCCGCUCUGCCCUCUUCUUCUCCUUCGUCACCUGCGACCUCCUCUCUCUCGUCAGUCUCAUCUGUCUCUUCGUCUUCUUCCCUCUUCGCCGACCCGGUUCCGCGCCGCCCUCGGACUUCUCCUCUGGAGUGUCCUGGCGCUCCUCCAGGCUCGCUCAAGUGCUCUGAAGCUUCGACCUCUUCUCCGAACUCUUCAAGGCCAGUGCGGAGGACUCGUGGAGCCUUGUCGGAAGCUGCUUCUCCGUCCUCGGCUGCGACUCUCUGCGCCGCUUCCUCCCACCUGACAGCGCCGGCGCGAGAGGCCCCUCCUCCUUCCCAGGCGUCUCUGCCUCUCUGCGCCGUCUCCCUUGCCUCGGAGAGGAGCCCCAGCGUCUCGCAGGCGCCCGAAGCGUCUGCAGAGGCGCCGUCGCCGUCGAUGCCCCCCUCGCGCCUUUCGUCUCCCUCGGUGUCCUCCGCUUCUCAGAACACAGCGGCGAAGAGACGCAGAAUCCAGCCAAGCCCCGAAUGCCCUUCUCUGAUUCCAAAAGAGGACCUCUCGCUCCCUCCUGCUUCCAUAUCUUCUUCUCUUCCACUUCCGCCGGCCGAAGAGGAGCCGCAGGCGCCGAAGCUUGCAAGCGCGAGCACUGGUGCUGACGAAGCGGGAGACGCGAAAGGUGCGAGACAGGCGAAGAAUGACGCGACUGGAAUGAACGCCCCAGCGGGUCGCGCCUCCGUUCUGCUGCCCUCUCCAGCCUCGUCGCCUCCUCUGUCUGCUGCUGUUCUCGCUCCCAAGGUCUCAAUUGUCUCCAGGUCUUCUCGCCACCAGUCCUGGAUCGGCACCUGCGCCGAGGAAAACGCUGGGGCUCUAAAAACGGAGACAGCGCCCGGGCCUGGAACGAGCGCUGAAACCGUCCCUCCGAUCGGUGGCCUCCUCGACGCGGCUACAGAGCGUCUCGCUCGCAGUCGCGCAGAGCAGAAAGACGAAAGAGACGGAGAGGCCCAAGGCCGCAAGAUGGUCGACGAAGAAACAACGCAGCACUUUCUCCUCCAGCUUCGAGAGCAGAUCCUCGGCGCCACCUCGGUCUCACGAAGUCCUUCGAGUCUCCCCACGGCUGCCUCUGAACCGUCGGCCCCGCAGGCCAGUGCUCCAGUGGAGGGCGCACUCGCCCAAGCAGUGGAGACACGCGGCGCAUGCGGCGAAGAAGCGAGGAAGCCUGAGGUCGAAGAGCCCCUCAGGCUGCAGGCGAGCCGGCGGAGCGCUGACGACGACGUCGCUGCUUCCCCACAAGAGCCACCCUUCCUGACUGUGGCGCAGCUGCUCCAGGAACUCGCCAAACGCCAGCACGAGGCCUCAGGGUCCACCUCACACCAGACCCGAGAGCCUUCGCGUCCGGUCUGUCUCCCGCCUCAGCUGCAGGCUCCAGCCGCGGAGAGCCGCGCGGCUCCUUUGCGUCUAGGAGCUGAAAUCUCUCAUGAGAGAGAACAUGCAGAAAGCGCGACAAGGAGCUCACCUGCGCUGCCCUCGAGAUCUCUCCUUCAGGCCUGCCCUGGGACCACAGGAGGUUCAAUCGGAGGCGUCGAAGGAGUGCCAGGUGCAGCGGGCGCCUCAGGGGCCAGUUUAGAGACUCCUGGGGCCUUCAGCAGACUCCCUCUGGAUGCAAAAAGCUCCGCAGCUGAGGGGGAAGCUCAAGCGCAGCCAUUAGCUCACCAGGGUCCUUUUCCAGCCCAACCAUGGCAUUCAGGCAAUCCAACAAGCGCAGCCAAAGCUCUCUCAACGGGAGGAGAGAGUUGGGCUUUGAGUCCGACUCUCGACAAUCUCCGGCUGAAUGUCAAGAGAGCGUCGACUGCAAUUCAUGGAACCGAGUACAGCGGCAGUGACAGAUUCUCGCGUCUGGUGCAGGGCGCACAGGGGAGCGGUACACAGCUGACCCUGGACACCGGAAGUGUCUCCACGGAGGAGACACUUCAGGAGAUCGAGAGAGAGGCGCGCCGCUCUUUGGUGCGCGAGCCUUUGAACAAAGCCACUGCUGCAGGACCGCCGCAGGCAAGUAUUCGUCCGGCCUCCACGUCGAGUCAGGGCUCCAAAGUCAGCGGCGCGGGAGGGGCGCACGCAGGCCGGAAAGGCGAAGGAGGCCGCGGUGGGAAGAAGGAAACCGGAGGCGAAGAAGGGGACAGAGGCCAGCAGAAGGGCCGAGGCUGUUGCAGGAAGGGACAUCGAGACGAAGGCGAGGGCGACAAGCGCGGGAGGGCCCCGGGCAGAGACAGCAAACGAGAGAGUUCGGAACGAAGCAGGCCGGGAGAAGGCGCCUGCAGUGCAAUGUCGCCUGGUCAGGCAAAUGCGGAGGGGGAAGAAUCGCGGCUGCAGGUUGGAGAAACGAAGAAGGAGAAGGCAUCGCGUCUGGCUUCAAGGCCAGGUGUCUCCGGGGCUCCAUACGCUUCCACGCGGCCUCGGGGAUCCUCGAAGACGCAGCCUAAGAAGGAACUUCACCACACGCCUGCCGCUGCUACUGACUCACUGCCUCCUCGCUGUUCUCGCGGGGCAGCGUCCGAUGGUCUUUCGACAAAGGCUGGGACCGACAAGCAAGACGCGGCCUGUGAGGUGUCUCCGCAAGCGUUUCCGUGCUGCCGCAGAAGGCUCUUCUGCCUGCAUGACAUCGUUGGGCUCUUCGCAGGCGGCGCGGGGGUUCCCAGUGAGAAGCUUCUCGGAGACGCGCCUCCUUUGUUUCCCCACACGGCGGUCAUGGCUGCGACGCUGAGCCAGCCGCGUAGUGCCCCUACCGCCUCGAGUGCUCUGCUCCACGCUUUGAGGAGUCUUGCUUCUCCUGUGGAGGCAAAGCCUGAGCGGCAAGGGUGCGAAGACGCGAAGAGACCUGGAGGAGUCCAGAUGGCGCAUGCGACGCAUCUGGUUCCUCGCGACUUUGUCGCUUUGAACGAACGCAGAAAGGGAGAGAUGCGGAGUCCGAAGCUCGUGGACCUGCUGCAUGCAGGACACUCCGGAGACGGCGAGGAGUCGGCGAGAGAGAAUAGAGCCGUGCGUCGUCCAAGUGAGGGGGAAAAGACGCGACGAACAGAGGCAGAACUAGAGGCGCAGAGGGACAAAUUCGAAGGGAAUGCACCCGAAGGCGAGACGAGAUGCGACUCCGACAGCGACGACUGGGAAGACGAGUUCUCAGUCGCUUGGUUAGAUUCGGACGACGAAGCAGAGCGGCCUCUUGAGACACUCCGGGCAGACGUCUGCGGUGGACUGAGAACCUUUUUCUAUUUUCUGCAUGAAGCCGUUGAAGCCCUGCGGCCGCAGCUCCUGCAAGCGUAUCGCGAUCACUUCGCUUUCCUCAGUUCGGCCACCAAAGUCUCUCACCUUCGCAACUACGAGGCGAUUCUCAGUCGGUUAAAGCGACGCAGUCCUUGCCGAUGGACGCGACUCAACAUUCAGAUGACCUUUGCGGAGUUGGAAGCGCUGAGAGAGCUGCACAGCCAUCGACAAUCUACAUGCAAAGCUCUGUUAGGGCAUGCAGCUCUGUCGACGCUGUUCUCUCCUCUGUCUUCUGGUCCAUUCCCGGGAGAGAGACCUGCUUGCGUCGACGCCUGCUUGCUCCCUUUUUCUGGUUUCUUCCCUUCUCCCUCCGCUCUCGCAGCGUGUACAUUCUCGCCUUUCUCUCUGUCCACGCCGGGCUCCUCUUCGAGUCCUGCGCCUCAGACGGCCGCCUCCGCUUCUCGCCUCGCCUCGUCUGCCUCUUCUGCCUCUGCUGCCUCCGCUGCAAAGACCUUUCUGGCCUCUCCAGCCUCUCGUCAACCGACCGGCGCCUCUGCUGGCGACUUGGCCGCAGGUGCUCCAGCGAAGGAUUUGGAGAAGCUCCAGGAGGCCGAGCGUCAAAGCAGUUUGGCGGCUCUCAGGAGCCUCGCCGCGACCCUCAAGGCCGCAGCCGCGGCGAGCCUGCAGGGCCUUGCACCCCGCGUCUCCGCCUCGGGGGCCACUGAUCCCGAUGCGGACGGAACCGUGGCGCCUCUCCCAGGCGAGAUGGCGCCCAAGAAGGAGAAGAAAGGACAGUUCAUCGCCCUCGCGUCGGCGCACGCACCCGCUACUCAGUCAGAGAAGGAGUGCAAGCCUGCUGUCAUGGGGAGUUAGGCCGACUCGUCAGCAGUCUCUUCGAUCCGCCAAGAGCAGGUGGAUGGUCCUUGGCGAACGAGACACCAGCAGGACGAACAUAUGCGAGACCUCAAACGAGGCCGCCUCGCACUGAGGAAGGCUUCAAACGUCACACUGGAUCCUUCUGACUGCGCAGUUACGACCGGCGAUAGAAACGCAGAUCAUCUACUGUGAAACCUCGUGUGACGGGAGAAGGAACGAGAAACGCAAGCCGCGGAGAGAGAGCCCUCUUCCUAGGGGUUGCCAGCGAGGCGUCUCUGGCGACAACCACAGAAAUCCUGGACUUCCCCCAAAAAACAAACAACAACAUACUCUGUUUCAACUCUCCUUGUCAACCGCAUGAAACAAACCGAAAGCUCAACGUCUAGAACCGUGAAGCCGUUAUCUUCCCAUCUCUCUGCAGACCUUAUAGAUGUACACCCAUGUUUGACAGAGUAGAAUAAAAACUUUCCAUUUUCAUAUAAUCCUACGUACGUAUAUGUUCCUUAAUGUUCCAUUGAAUAUUCGAAAGGCCUUUGUGGUUCAUACAUGUGUAAGUGUAUAUUUGUGUGUACGUUUCCACAGUUGCCGUGAAUGAUGAAUCAAGUCUUUCAUAUAUAGCAUGUUUCAAGACAAAUAUCCUUGUCUACGUCGUAAACAUGAGUGCUUUCGAUUCAUAUUCCCGGUACUUCGUUUUAGCGUUUUAUCGACUCUAUUUCCUGGUCAGUGUGCGUGUGUCUUUGUGCGUUUCCCCUCUGCGUGGUUUUUGCCGCUCGUUCACUUCUCCAGUCACGAUUUCUGCUGGACGCAUCCAAAAUUUCGCAAAGUCGAAGAGGAACACCGACGAUACUCUCACGUGGUUGUGUUUGAGGCCCCAUUAUUUUCUGUUUUUCCGGCUGAUGAAAAAAACGCGACCUCUGUGCCGGGUCAAGCUUUGUGCGCGUGCAGCUACAUUUCAC
Messenger RNA from Toxoplasma gondii ME49, 7711 nucleotides. RefSeq lists its product as hypothetical. NCBI's taxonomy places the organism in Eukaryota, Apicomplexa, Conoidasida, Eucoccidiorida, Sarcocystidae. The transcript is spliced from 4 exons. Bases 2433 to 6752 code for a protein of 1439 amino acids. The record is from RefSeq and is a predicted model, not a curated record.